UAAUGAAUAAAAUGACUCUCGGCCUUGCUCCAGGACGGAUAACCAUUAAGUACGAACGUUCAAUCGUUCGUGGGCAUUUCCUAUCAAGUACCUUAAGACAACCGAUUGUUAUACAAUAAUUUUUGCAACCUCUUACAAAUAAAAAGCAUGAGAAUUUGAAAUUAUUUGUCAGAUCGAAACACCUGGAAAUUUUCGCGGUAGCGUUUAUUGGAUUUCUUCAUAUAUUUCGAUGUGUUUGUAUUUCAAAAUAGGAUUGUGACCCAUGAAUCAAUUUUUGAAGAACUCAUUAACGAAUUAGUAUUUCUACAUAGAGCAGCAUUUCAAAAAGUAGAACUAUGGAGUGGAAGGAAAAUUCCAAGGCCGAAAAAUAGUAAGAAAACAAACGACGUCAUCUCGCGUUGAUGAUAAUGAUGAAACAUGCACACCACGAAACAAACAUACGAAGCAAUCUCUGACGACGUUGGCAUCGAUUGGAUAAUCGAUGAUUUCUCGAGACGUAACUUUUAGAAUCAAAUGUCAAUUAAUUCAAACCGAUUAUAACCAUUGUAUCGAGCGAAACUAUCGCGUAACUUCGCAGUUGUCAAAUUAUAUUACUGGUAGAUGGUGGAAACAUUAUUGGUAAAAGAUAAAUGACAUUGCGGAGUUACACAUUCCAGAAAGAAGCGAAUGGGCAAAUGAUCGAGAGAGAAUGGAUGAACCAGCAACAGCUCGUCCGCAACAAGUUCGUUGACGUUUUAACUUUUUUGAUCCUGUGGUACAGAAGAUUGAAAUAUUUUGGCAUUUCUUGCAGACUCCCUCUUAUUUCGAGUGGGAUUUUGUUAAUGACAUAAGCACUGUUACCAAAGACGAAAAUUCCAUUGUCGAAAUCUUGUUAUGCCGACUGGAUCACCGAAGCAUAUACACGUGGGUCGGACCACUACUCCUCGCUCUGAAUCCUGGAAAGCACAUCGAGGAUCUUUACGGUGAUAAAAUGCAGGAAUAUUUCGCCCAGGAGGAUAAAAAUGAUCCUCGAAACUCGACACCUCACGUGUAUGCAGUGGCAAAUCGUGCACGUUACAGACUUGUCCAUGGCUUCGGAAAAAUCAAUCAAGUCAUAGUGAUAAGCGGUGAAAGUGGCGCAGGCAAAACUUUCAACGCUCGAAGAGCUCUCGAUUUUUUAGCAGCUCGAAACGAAAUAGUAUCGAAAACUUCUCACCUCGAUAUUCAUGCUGACAAAUCGUGUAAGACGAUUAUUCAUAAGAUUGCAAAUGUCAUUCCUCUCGUUUCGGCAUUUACCACAGCGAGAACUACGAGAAACAUGAAAAGUUCGAGGCAUGGACAGAUGUUGCGUCUUCAAUAUGACGAACGCUGUGUUAUACGCGGAGCUUCGAUACACUCGUUUCUUUUUGAGAGAACGAGAGUGACGGAGUGUUCCGAUAACUUUGAAAUAUUUUAUCAGCUCCUGUACGGGCUAUCCGAAGAAGAGAUUGCCGAACUUCUUUUAUCUCGUGAUCAAAACUACACGGUUCUCGGUAUACGUAACUCGAGAGACUCCUGCUCUUUGGCCGAAGAAUUUCGCGAAACAGUAGCAUCUUUCAAAGCUCUGGACUUCACGGACGAAUGUAGAGUCGACAUUUUUCGAGUCAUAGCUUUCCUCGUCCACUUGGGAAAUAUACGAUUCGAUAAGACAAUCGGUGAAGGAAUCUCGAUUGACUUGGCGAACGAAGAUUCCAAAAACGCUCUGAAGAAUGCUUGUUCUCUAAUAUCACUCCCGGAAUACGAGUUGACCCAAUUGCUAACGUCGACUAUCAUAUGCCCGCAAAGUUCCGGAGGAAGGCACUCGAGUUAUCGUCGUUACUUCAAAACAACGGACGAUUGUCGCAAUAGAUUAUUCAGCAUAGCUCGAUUCAUUUACGAUCGCUUGUUCAACCGGCUCGUUGAACGCGUCAACGAGAUUCUACACGACACUGGCAACAAUUAUAAUUGGUUGGGACUGCUAGACAUAUUUGGCUUUGAAUCGUUCGAUUACAAUGGCCUGGAACAGCUUUGCAUAAAUUAUGCAACCGAAAGACUUCAGCUAUACUUUAUGGAAGAUUAUCUGGAGGCUGGUCAGCGAGAGCUCGAAGAAGAAGGUUUAGUUACGUUACCGACGUCCGUCUCGAUCGAGCUCUACAGAGACAGAAUAUUCGUUAUUGAAAAUAUUGUUUUUUCAACAUUCGACGACGCGUCACGGUCACCAAUCGCACUAAAAUCGUCGACGCUGCUUCAACAAAUGCAUGCGAAGCAAAAAGGAAAAUCAGGUUUCUUGGUCACGAAAAAUAACGUUUUCAUGAUCGAGCAUUACUCCUGCCCGGUGGAAUACAACGUGAAUAACUUGUUAUCGAAAAAUACAGAUAAGGUAGGCUGGGAGACGCGAGAGAGGAAGAUAUUUGUGGGAGACGAAAAAAACAAUAUUGUUAUCGAAUCGUCGAAGCUUCUUUGUAUGAGCAGGUACCAUCGGAAUUAUCGUCUGUAUUCGGCAAUUGUAAAAAUAAGUUGUUGCUCUCGCUGUUGGAAAUCGAGCAAGAAAGUUUCUCUGAAACACGUGGCCCUCGCAGCAAAUCGACCACCGCUCUGGCCAAACUGAAACUAGGUUUGGAUUGUCUCGUUAAGGAGUUGAACAAGUGCGAUUCGCAUUACGUACGAUGUGCAAAGCCAAGACGCUUGAAUGGAUGCUGGGCUAAGCUUGAGUUUAAAAAGCAACUUGCUGAUACCGGUAUAUUUGACGCUUUGCCUUUGGCACGAUGGAAACUUCCGAUCAGAUUCCAAUACGACGAAUUUUACAAACGUUAUUCGAUCCGCAAAGAACAAGCUUCGGAUCUGUUCCGUAGACUGGAAGGAAUAUUGAAUACCAAAGAUUUGGGAAACUCUAUUCAUUUUGGAAAAGGCUCAAUUUUUUUUACCGAAGUGGUUUUCGCUGAUUUAGAGACUUAUCGAACGAGGCUGCGGUCUCGGUGCGCCAAAAAAAUUCAAUCAUUCUGGAUCAAAGCCAGGCAAAAACGUCGAGGAAUGAUCUUUGCACGAUCGGCUGACGAAGUACUGCAUCAAAUGACUGACAAAAAAACAGUUUUUGAAAUCGACGCAAAAGAUUGCGAACCAUUCCGAGACUACGAAGCUACAAGAAAGAAUGUUGACAGAAUAAAAACGUUGCAAACUCCGCGAAUAUUAUCGGCAGAUACUGGCUAUUUGUCGAAUGUGACCGUGGAAGAAGAAUGUGAACGGCUCGAAGUUGAAUCACCGCGAAUUUCGGAGAUUUCUACGUGUUCGUCGCCGGAAUGGUCUGAAAGUGAGUUGAGUCAUGGAGAACUGGUAAGAGUAGUUCGUCGAGCACUUUUCGAUCCGUGGAAAGAUUCGUACGUGCGGAACUGGUUAAAUUUACAUCUGAUAGAAACGAAACGUAAACACAAGCCGGAAUUACGCAGAGACUCGACCCUGAUUGUCGAUUCUGAUAAAUCGACAUUGUUCUAUCGAAAUAGAGUACUAAGUCGUCGCCUUCCGGAGGAAAUUCCUGUGAAAUUUCACACUCGCUUGACGUGCUUGACAUAUUCUCAUCGUUUGCCUCAAAUCUUAAAACCACGCGGACUUCAAGAUUGUCUUUCUCAAACAACAUUUCCAGUGGUAGAGUUUUGAAUGUUUUUUUCUGA
Venturia canescens is the source of this 3662-nucleotide messenger RNA. Its product is annotated as unconventional myosin-XIX-like. Gene Ontology annotation, biological process: actin filament organization; vesicle transport along actin filament. Gene Ontology annotation, molecular function: microfilament motor activity; actin filament binding; ATP binding. NCBI's taxonomy places the organism in Eukaryota, Metazoa, Arthropoda, Insecta, Hymenoptera, Ichneumonidae. Gene Ontology annotation, cellular component: myosin complex; cytoplasm; vesicle. The record is from RefSeq and is a predicted model, not a curated record. The transcript has 9 exons. The coding region runs from base 971 to 2605 and encodes 544 amino acids.